Molecule: messenger RNA, 5423 nt
Organism: Larimichthys crocea (large yellow croaker)
Lineage: Eukaryota; Metazoa; Chordata; Actinopteri; Sciaenidae
Product: bromodomain-containing protein 1
Exons: 12
Coding region: 311-3913 (1200 amino acids)
Biological process (GO): regulation of transcription by RNA polymerase II
Molecular function (GO): protein binding
Source: RefSeq, a predicted model, not a curated record
AUUGUUGUUGGGGGAAGAGAAGCUCGGGCAGCUGCUGAGCUCUGCCACUUCCAAGUGCUUCUAAACAUUUGUGUCGAUCAGUCUCUGUCCUGGUCUCAGUAUAUAAAACACCUGGAGCCGGCUCCGCCGCCCUGGAUACCUGCCGGUUACUUUCAAAUUGUCGUCGGUUGAGCGCGAGCCGCGGCCGCCGUUGGAUGAGCGGACUGGAUGUGGAUUUAACUGUCGCUUCGCUCUGCAGGCCGCUCCGCCAUUGCUGCUGUUUUUAUAAGCUGAAUUCGUGAAAAUACAGAGUGUCUUUACUGCUUUCGAAAUGAAGAAAAAAGCUCGACCUCACCGCCCGGCAGUGCUGAAGAGAGACUCCUCUCCCAUCAAGCCGUCGCCUAACCGGGAGACGCUGACAUAUGCACAGGCUCAGAGGAUAGUGGAGCUGGAGGUGGACGGCCGCGUGCACCGCCUCAGCAUCUACGACAAGCUAGACGUCAUCACCGACGAUGACCCCACAGCUCAGGAGAUCAUGGAGUGUAACAGCAACAAGGAGAACAACGAGAAGCCCCAGCAGGUCCUGGUGCGCUCUGUGCGCCUCAAAAACAACCAGCAGAAGAAGAAUGCAGCGCUCACGGCCUCGCACGGCGCAAUCGGCACGCAUGGAAGUGCAAGUGGGCUGUUGGAGCCAAAGGUUAGAACGGUUGAAUACAAUCUGCCGGUGGUGCCUAAGAGGCCGGCAGUGUAUUACAAAUACACUGAGAGGACGGCGGAGGAGCUUGACGAGGAGGUGGAGUACGACAUGGACGAGGAGGACUAUGCCUGGUUGGAAUUAAUCAACGAGAAGAGGAAGAGCGAGGGCAUCAGCCAAGUGUCGCACAACCUGUUUGAGUUCCUCAUGGACCGCUUCGAGAAAGAGUCAUUCUCAGCCACGCAGGGCCAGAGCGACCUGCAGUCGCUGGUGGACGAGGACGCGGUCUGCUGCAUCUGCAUGGACGGAGACGGAGCAGACAGCAACGUCAUCCUCUUCUGUGACUCCUGCAACAUCGCCGUGCACCAGGAGUGCUACGGCGUGCCGUACAUCCCAGAAGGACAGUGGCUGUGCAGACACUGCCUGCAGUGCCCGUCGCGGCCCGCUGAGUGCGUCUUCUGUCCCAACCGAGGCGGUGCCCUGAAGAAGACAGACGACGACCGCUGGGGUCAUGUAGCGUGCGCUCUGUGGGUGCCCGAGGUCGGCUUCUCUGACACGGUUUUCAUUGAGCCCAUCGAUGGCGUCCGCAAUAUCCCACCAGCCCGCUGGAAGCUCACCUGUUACCUGUGUAAAGAGAAGGGCACGGGAGCUUGCAUCCAGUGCGAUAAGAUCAACUGUUACACCGCCUUCCACGUCAGCUGCGCCCAAAAGGCCGGCCUGUACAUGAAGAUGGAGCCUGUGAAAGAGGUGACGUCGUCCGGCGCCGCCACCUUCUCUGUGAAAAAGACCGCCUACUGCUGCAGCCACACGCCUGAAGGCUGCGACCGCCGGCCGCUCAACAUCUACGAAGAGCCGCACCCGAAAAAUGGAGCCUGUCACAAGAGGAACGACAAGAGGGGGAAGGCCAGGGCCAAGGGCUGGCAGAAGAAGAAGAGUAAGAGAACGGAGCCCGAACCUGAACCUGAACCCGAGACCCCCACCAACUCUGGGCCCAGUAUCACCGCUUCAAGUUUCGACACCAUCCUGAACCAGGUGGCGGUUCAGAGGAAGCGUGUGUUCGUCGAGCGGGUGCUGAGCUACUGGGUGCAGAAGAGGCAGUCGAGGAACAACGUGCCGCUGAUCCGCCGGCUACAGGCCAACCCUCAGCCACCCAAAGCCAAGCAGAUGGACCGUAUGGAGACAAACCAGGCACUGAAGGAGCAGCUGAAGGAGUGGCACCGCCUCCGCCACGACCUGGAGCGAGCUCGCCUGCUGCUGGAGCUCAUCAGGAAGAGAGAGAAGCUGAAGAGAGAGGAGAUGAAGCAGCAACAGUCGGUGCUGGAGGUCCAGUUGACCCCCUUCAACAUCCUGCUGAGAGCUGUGCUCAGUCAGCUGCAGGAGAAGGACCAGUACAGCAUCUUCGCUCAGCCCGUCAGCAUCAAGGAGGUUCCUGACUACCUGGACCACAUCAAGAACCCCAUGGACUUCUCCACCAUGAGGAAACGGAUCGACGCUCACGAGUACAAGAGCCUGGAGGACUUUGAGGAUGACUUCAACCUCAUCAUCGACAACUGCAUGUCGUACAACGCCAAGGACACGUUCUUCUACAGGGCAGCUCAGCGCAUGCAGGACCACGGAGGAGUCAUCCUCCGCAGGGCCCGCAGAGAGGCGGACAGAAUCGGGUUUGACUUUGCCAGCGGGUUGCAUCUGCCCGAAGCCCCAAAACUGGAGACGCCGCCCCCGUUCUCCUGGGAAGAAGUGGACCGCCUGCUGAGCCCAGCCUACCGUCGGCUCACCCCUCUGGAGGAUCAGCUGAAGGAGCUGCUGGAGAAGCUGGACCUGAGCACGGCCAUGAAGCACAGCCCGUCCCGCAGCAAGAGGCUCAAACUGCUGAAGAAGACGAUCAUGGAGGUCCGCAGCGAAAUGAGCCUGAAGAAGUCCCUCCCAACGACGCUAUCCACCACCUCGGAGCCUGACCCGACCCUCCCCGAAUCAGAGGAGAAACCACUACCUGAACCCCUGGCAGAGCCCUGUAUGAAACAGGAGGACAAGUCUUUACCUCCGCCAACGUUAGAGUUGUUAACCUCACUGUCACAGCUCAACACCUCACCCAGCAAUUCAGAACCCCCUCCUCUGAAGGCCAUCAAACCCAGCGUGGACCACACUCCCAUGGAGCUCGAUGGCGACACAGACACGUCUACCUCAGUGUCCCCAGACACCCCGAAUGGGCACAUCACAGACCCACUGCUCCUCAACGGCGACUCCCACACCGAAGCCUCUGGCACCUGCAACCGACGGACCAACAACCUCCUCCGCAAGUCCAAGAGCACCAGCCCUCAGAAACCACCCAAGACCCAAGAGGCAUCCUCUGCGUCACCGCCACCCCUAGGUGCUAAAACCUUCCUGUCAGUGGUGAUCCCUCGACUGGAGACGCUCCUCCUGCCGAAGAAAAGAACACGCAGCAGCAGCGCAGACGGCGAGGAGGAGGACGAGGAGUCGCCAAUUAAACGCCUCGGUACAGGAAUAGCGAACGGCUUCGUGGUGGAGGAGGAGGAAAUUACGCCGUCUCCCCGCUUGCUGGAGCCUCGCAGGCGCUGCGCCUCAGAGUCGAGCAUCUCCUCCAGCGGAAGCGUCCUCUGCGGCACGAGCACCGUCAUCCUGCCUAGAAACGGUAAAGGGCGGCUGGCGGCUGCUCGACGGAGCACGGUGGACGACAAAAGCACUCUGAUGACCUGCAUCGAGAACGGAGAGUUCACCGAAGCCACCAAGAUUUCUUCAGAGGUGUGGAAGCCCACCGCUGCUUCUCCACUUGUUCUGGAGCCUCUUAAACUAGUUUGGGCUAAAUGUAGUGGAUAUCCCUCCUACCCCGCCCUGAUCAUGGAGCCCAGAGUCCGGAGGACGGUGUCUCAUCACAACGGGGUGGAGCUUCCCCUGCCGCCGGUGGACGUUCUCAGAGCAGGAGAGCGGAUGCAGUUCAGGUCCGCAGAGAAACUCUUCCUCGUCCACUUCUUCGACAGCAAGCGCAGCUGGCAAUGGCUUCCUAGAUCCAAGAUGGCUCCCUUCGGGGUCAACCAGACGCUCGACAAAAUCAAGCUGACGGAGGCUCGCUCCUCCUGGAUCCGAAAAGCUGUGCGGCUCGCCUUCGACAGAGCCAUGAACCACCUGAACCGUGUCAACGGCGAGCUGGAGCAGAGCGCCGGCCUCGCCGUCACGGACAAAACACCCCCCCCAUCCCAUUCUCCACACCCACACCUCUUCUGAAAUCCUCCCAUCAUCCAUUUCUUCGUUGUCCUUUCAGCUUUUUUGUUUUGAACACCGUCACAACAGAGACGCUUCGUUUCUGCUUCGUACGCACAACAAACACACAUUUGUCAUGUUUACCAUUUCCUGCAAACUGGAUCGUUUUCAUGUCUCCCCAAACUUCUGCACCCCCCCCCUCCACGUCGGAAAUACUGUAGCUUGUGAAGGCCAUCUUGUUUUGUCAAAGAGCUAUGCAAAGAAAACGACUCGGUUAGCGGGUGCAAAAAAAAAAAAAAAAAAAAUCAAACCUGGGCUGUGAGGACCGAAAAAUCACAGGUCUAUACCUGUUGAAUGUGUCAGAGCUUGACCUCUGACCUCCUUAAAUGUGCUGCAAGACUGCUGCAACAGUUUCACUGCCACAAAAAAAUGUCCACCAGUGUGCGUGUGACUGCAGCAGCUCAUGUAAAUAUCCUGUAAAAGGCCUGACACUAAUUUAUUCACUCCCUCAGUUCUUUUUGGUACACGGUGUUCAGAUAUUUAUACAGUCGGAGGUGAUGAUCCACGUUGUCGCCGACACUGAUGGUGUCGGUCUUUCUGCUGGUGCUAUCUCUACAGAGAGAGAAAAAAAACAAACAUGCAUACUGUAAUGAACAUUUUUAUUUCAGCUCCUUUUUUACGGUUUUUGUAAGUUAUUGAGUUCUCAAGCUUCAAGUUCUCUCGUCUUUGGCAUUAAUUUUUUUGUGUCUGUGUGCAUCUUUUUUUUUUUUUUUUACCUGAAUGUUUUUACUGGACUACUUUUUUUUUUGUUUGUACAUAUUUAUAUAAAAUCUAUAUAGAUGCUCUCAAAAGUAUAAAAUGCCUAAAGUGCAUCAUUCACACCAAAACCAAAAAAUCUGCUGCCCACAAGUUUCCCACUAAUGUGUUUGUUUGUUUUUUUGUUUUUUGUUUUUUACAGUUCAGUCGUUUUUCAGAUAUUCUGCCUUUUUUGUUUGUGUGCCGUGGUGAGUUCAUGUCUUCUGUAAAACGUCACAGAAUCAUCUUUUCCACCUAAACUGAACUACAGUCAGCUGUAGGAGAGAAGAGAAUGUGCCUGUACUAAUUUAUUGUAAAGCAGAAAAUGUAUAUGCAUUACUUUAUAGAAAGAGUAUUGUAAGAAAAUACUACGGGCACACGAGGAGCCACAUGUUAGAGGCCCUUCCUCUUCUGUUUUGUGAGUUUUUUUUUUAUUUAGUUUUUUUUUAUUUUCAUGAACUAAUAGCAUUAAAUCUGAGAGGUGAGGUGAUAGUGUUUGAUGUUUUUAUUUGAUUUUUUUUCUUUUUCUUUUUAAUGGCAGGGUAGCGAUGGGUAGACUUCCUGUUUUGUUUGGCCCCUCUGGAUGUGGAUGUUGUGUGUAAAUAGAUUUGGUACUUUAGAUGAUUCUCUGGGAAAAACCACAGUUAUAGCCAAUGGGAGCGGAAACCAGCCGACAGCAGGCCGGUGGGAUUUUUAUACUAAAACACUGAAAAAUUAAAAUAUGUUAUUGAAUCACUGA